This is a messenger RNA of Trichoderma breve, 1869 nucleotides long. RefSeq names its product fungal specific transcription factor domain-containing protein. The record is from RefSeq and is a predicted model, not a curated record. Gene Ontology annotation, biological process: regulation of transcription by RNA polymerase II; DNA-templated transcription. Gene Ontology annotation, cellular component: chromatin. NCBI's taxonomy places the organism in Eukaryota, Fungi, Ascomycota, Sordariomycetes, Hypocreales, Hypocreaceae. Gene Ontology annotation, molecular function: zinc ion binding; RNA polymerase II cis-regulatory region sequence-specific DNA binding; DNA-binding transcription factor activity, RNA polymerase II-specific. Bases 1 to 1869 code for a protein of 622 amino acids. The transcript is spliced from 8 exons.
AUGCCACACCUCCAUACCUGUCCUCACUGUGGCCGUGAUUUUAAGCGACCAGAGCAUCUGCGGCGUCAUUGCCGGACACAUACUAAUGAAAAACCAUUCGUUUGCUUCUGCGGAGCUGCAUUUUCGCGUACAGACUUGUUGCGCCGGCACGAGAAACUCACCCACCUGGCCCCUCUCGAGCCAAAUACCAAUCAUGCCGGCGAAUCUUCCACAACGGCACUCCCUAGACCAACCCCUCUACAACCCCCAAUGGGAGAUACGCAAAUCUCAAGAUCAUCAGUAGUUCCAAUUGUAUACGGCGAUUUUACUUUUAUUGAUCCCCUGGAUAGUCUCGAUGAAUUUGUUGAAGGCAUAGAAUUGCCGCCAGAGUUUGUUACCUCACCCAUUUCCCUCAACAUAUGUUGCGAUUCUGCAGCAGUUACAGAAAAUCCACCAUUGGAAGCAAAUAUCCAAGGUAAUCACGAUUUUGAGCACAACAAUGUUGGGCCUUUGCCUUUUAGCAGACAUUUACAUCCACAUGACUUUGGACUUACUGGAGCCUAUAAGCUUACCAAUCUCGAAAUUACCGACAAUGAUAUCAAGGUUCUUGAAGAGGGUCUCCGUCCAUUCGGAAACAUCGCCAAUGACUUUACUCUCCCAUCGCUCCGCACGGUAAUAAGAUAUAUGGAAGCCUGGCGUAUAGGAUUAUCCCGCCACUUCCCAGUCAUACACUUUCCUACCUUUCGUCUGGGAAACUGCAUUCCUGAGCUCAUUCUUGCUAUAACCGCGCUCGGCGCAGUGCAGGCAUUGGAAGAACAUACAUCCAGGAAGUUAUACAAAGCGGCUAGAGCUGUGGCUUUGGAGAGAUUGCAGGUCGACAGGUUCGACUCACAACCUGAAGCCAGGUCUUCCCCAGAUAAUAUUGGUCGAAUUCUGAAAUUGCAGUCCGCCCAAACUCUCGUUUUCCUCCUAAUAUAUUCGACUUGGGCCCGCGAUGCCUCUGUUGUUACCGAAGGAUUUGAGUUCCAUGAGCCCAUACUGCAGUACAUGCGAGGAUGCGAUGUCGCAAAACAUGACCACUCUAUCGAGCAGACCUGGGAUGAAUGGGCAUUAUCUGAGACCGAACGUCGGAUUUCUUUCCUUGCCUUUUGUUUCUUCGACAUUCAUACCAUCAUAUAUAAUCGACCACCAUCUAUCUUUACUAGAGAAAUUCACCUUCGACUCCCCUGUUCAGUAGAGGAGUGGCAAGCUACAGAUGACCAAGAGUGGGUUGCAUGUCGACAAGCGAAGCCGUCUGAUCUGAUGAGCUUUAAAGAUGCACUUGAGUCCCUCGUGACGACUGGGGCAGCGGGUUGGGAAACCUUGCCUUGCGCUUUUGGCAAUCUGAUAUUACUCCACGGAGUCUUGCAGCGUAUAUAUUUACAACGCCAGCUUUCAUUUGGAUCCAGGUUGGAAGAUCAGAAAAUUCACGAAAUCCACAGCUCAGCACUCUCAUCGUGGGCCAGUAUAUGGCAGCGCGUGUCGGGCUCCGAUUUACAUCCAAGCAGCGAGCAUGGACCAAUUCCUUUCACUUCUGUUGCAUUUCUAACCGUAGCAUAUUGGCUAGAAACUAUUGCUGCUACGCAAAUGUCAAAUGCAUUGGAAGCAUAUGAGCGCCACAUACUGUCAUCUGUUGAAUCCGUCAUUAAGGAAGCCGUUGACUCUGCAGAUUGGGAACACACGGAUACAACAUCCUGGUUUCAAGGUCCCCGGCAUAUGGGCAUAGCUGUGUUGAAAGUAUGGUCGAAGAUCUUCAGCGAGAAGUCUGCAUGGGCAAUCACAGUGCACGUUGGCGAAUGUCUAAAUGAAUACGCGGGGAUGUAUGAGAGAUCAUUUCAGUAUAUGGCGUAG